AAAAAAAAUAAUAGAAAAUUUGUGAAUUGCAUGAAUUUUCAUAAAAAAGACUCUAUGUAAGUUUCUUAAUGAAGUGGAAAUCAUCGAAAAGCGCAGAAAUACACAGGAAAAGGUCAGUAGAUGAUCUCAUUUCUUCAUCUCAAGAUGCUUUCAAUCAAGCGAUCUUAUUAACAUCAAUUAAACGAAGUCCAAGUCCAAAAAAGCAGCAACUACAUCAUAAGCGUGACAAAAGUGAUGUGUCGGCUAAUGAUAAUCUCGACUUGGACAUGCGUCAGUCAACGACAUCAAUGGCAACAACAGACACAAGUGCAUCACCAGAAACGAGUAAAUCGCAAGACGAUUUAAAGAGACCAAGUUCUACGCUAGCUGAAAAGGCUAAAAAGAAAAAUUGGUAUAAUGUAAUCUAUCCAUCCUACAAGUCCCGCUCAGAUGACUUUAAAAAGCUUUUCAGUAUUCCCGAGGAUGAACGUUUACUUGUCGAUUAUUCAUGUGCAAUUCAAAAGGACAUUUUGGUUCAUGGUCGUCUUUAUGUAUCUCAAAAUUAUGUGUGUUUUCAUGCAAAUAUUAUUGUGUACGAGACAAGAUUUGUGCUGAAAUGGAAAGAUGUGAAAUCAAUCAGCAAAGAAAAAGUUGCAAAAGUCAUUCCAAAUGCAAUUCUCCUCACAACUGAGGAUGAAAAGCAUUUUUUGACAUCAUUUACAUCACGCGAUAAAUCAUAUUUGAUGCUGUUUCGCAUAUGGCAGAAUGCAUUGAUGCAUAAGAGUUAUGAACGGCAAGAAUUAUGGCAAUGGGUUCAUACUUGCUACGGAGAUCAGCUUGGAUUAACAACGGAUGAUGAAGAUUAUAUAGAUCCAACGAAUUACGAGGAGCGCGAGAAUCAAACUUCAGCAGAUAGUGUUUCAGAAGAACCGGAAGUAAAAAUCUCAUCAUCGUCAUCCAACAAUAAGCUGACAAACGACGAACCUAUCAAGUCCAAAAAGGAAUUGAAAAAAUUAAAGAAAUCUUCCUCUUCAUCCUCAUUGUCAAAUAAACUUAUUGCCAAAGAAUUUUGUGAGAAAAAUUCGUCAAUUGAUGUACAAUCACAAAUUAUAAAUCCUGAAUUGUUGCCAACUGAUAUGUCAGAUAGUUCUAGUGAUUCGGAAGCAGCUAGUAAAAUGGAUAAUUUUAUAAAUGAUGCCGAAUGUAAUUCAAUGCACGAAGGAAGACAGCUUGUGCACACCAUACUGCCUCUUAACAUUGAGACAGUCUUUAGCCUGUUAUUUGACAAAUCCAAAUUCUUCUCUGAAUUCCAUAAAAUGAGAAGAACUACAAAUUUAGUUCAAGGUGAAUGGGAAACACAAGAAGAUGGCACUAAGAAGAGAAUUCAGACAUUAACAGUGGCUAUUACUCAAGUAAUCGGUCCAAAACAAUCACACGUGACAGAAACACAAAUUAUGAGGCCGUGUAGUAAGCAAGGAUUGAUGUAUUCAAUUGAUGCUACUUCAGAAAAUGCAGGCAUACCGUAUGCCGACUCGUUCUAUGUCUUGCUACAUUAUUGUAUGAAACGAACGUUUGAUGAUGCCACUGUCAUGUCUGUUCAUGCUCAAAUAAAAUAUAAAAAGUCUGUGUGGGGAGUUGUUAAAGGCUUUAUCGAAAAAAACACAUGGAUAGGAUUAGAGGAUUUCUAUGAUUCUUUAUCGCAAGCAUUAAUGCAGGAAUAUAAUAUGCCAAAAGCUAAGGCAAAACGAAGAACAAGAAAGAGUAUAAGUCACACGAAUCAAAUACUGCCAAAUAGUAACAUUCAAACAUCACUUCCAAUUAAACAAAUUAGUAAAGACGAUACACAAUUAAUAGCACGACAAACUGGACGUGUACAUGACAAUAGUCAAAUUGAUAGUAUAAAGGAACCUAUUAAAAACAUUAAUAAGCGACAAGAGAGGCUCUCGUGGAUCGUGAUAUUUCUUUUAGUAACUCUAAUUUCCUUCAAUGUGAUACUUUAUGUUAAAUUAUGGCGAAUUGAUGAUAGCGACACAUCGGAAAUUAUCGGGUGCGUGCUAAAUGUUGUGUUUACUUUUAAUCUUAUUAUUAAAGCUAAACCAUGGGAUUUAAUUAUAUAUUUAUUCACAUCCAGUCAAUCAUCACCACCGAGAAACACUGCUGAAUGGAUGAAACUAAUUAAGGUGCAGGAGAAGCUUCAUUUCACGGAAAUGCAAAAAUGGCAAGAAGUUAUUCAAUCUACAAUAGAAUUGUUAAAGAAGACUGAAAACUCUUUAUCGGAUUUACAAAACUUGAUUUUAAGUUAUCGCCAGAAAUCAAGCGACUAAUGCAUCACAUUGAGUUUUUCGUCAGUCACUACAAAUUAAAAAAAAAAACAUUAGUUUUAUUGCAUUAUCAUCAAUUAGACAACAAAUGACAAGUUGUACUUAUCACUGAGUGAGGAACGGAAGCUCAAAAGUUUUCCUAUUUAUUUCCAUUGAUUUUUUAAAUAAUUUAUUACUGUAUCUAUAAUAUGUUUGAAAGUGCUGGACAAUUUUUUGCAUACUAAUGUAACGUUUUCUUAUGAUUUAUGUCAAAUUAUUAUACUAUAAUUAGAUGAAAAAGUUGUUAAUAAAGUAUGAGGUAGAUGUGGAU
Molecule: messenger RNA, 2610 nt
Organism: Chironomus riparius
Lineage: Eukaryota; Metazoa; Arthropoda; Insecta; Diptera; Chironomidae
Source: the annotation of a GenBank genome assembly